CCCCAGUGGCUUCAUUGGCUCCUUGAUUUAAACCACGCCCGGCUUUCUGCCCGCUUUGCUGUUGCUGCGGGGCCAGGCCGCCCAGCCCCGCACGUCCCAGCCCCGCUCGCAGGGAGCCCGGGGCCGCUGCUGCCUUUGUGUGGAUGCGGCGCGUGUCCUCUCUUCUCUUCCAGAGAUGGCUAACAGGGGCCCGAGCUACGGCUUAAGCCGAGAGGUGCAGGAGAAGAUCGAGCAGAAGUAUGACGCGGACCUGGAGAACAAGCUGGUGGACUGGAUCAUCCUGCAGUGCGCCGAGGACAUAGAGCACCCGCCCCCCGGCCGAGCCCAUUUUCAGAAAUGGUUAAUGGACGGGACGGUCCUGUGCAAGCUGAUAAACAGUUUAUACCCUCCAGGACAGGAGCCCAUUCCCAAGAUCUCUGAGUCAAAGAUGGCUUUUAAGCAGAUGGAGCAAAUCUCCCAGUUCCUAAAAGCUGCAGAGAUCUACGGCGUCAGGACCACUGACAUUUUUCAGACGGUGGAUCUAUGGGAAGGGAAGGACAUGGCGGCCGUGCAGAGGACCCUGAUGGCUCUCGGCAGUGUUGCGGUCACCAAGGAUGACGGCUGUUACAGGGGAGAGCCAUCCUGGUUUCACAGGAAGGCUCAGCAGAAUCGGAGAGGAUUUUCAGAGGAGCAGCUUCGCCAGGGACAGAACGUCAUCGGCCUGCAGAUGGGCAGCAACAAGGGGGCCUCCCAGGCGGGCAUGACGGGGUACGGGAUGCCCAGGCAGAUCAUGUGACAUGCCGCCUCCCACCUCCCAGGAGAGAGGACGAAUGUUCCACACCACGGUCUCUGUGAUAAAGAAAUAGUUAGUCACCUUCUGACCUUCUCCUCUUUCUCAAAGCCUCCCGUUUGUGGUUUUUGCAAAAGUGCUGCAUUUCCGCUGCGAACCCGCGUUGCCCACUGCUGCCACCUUGCGUUCGUUUAGAACUAUGCAAAGACUCCGCCUCCUCUUCCUGAGCUCCUCCUUGGCCCCAAAGUCACGGCCUUUUGUCGGAUUAUUUAUUUAUUUAUUUGCCAAAAAUGCCCCCUCCUCAACGUAUUAGAACACACCUAAUAAACAAAUUAGUCUUGUGGCU
This is a messenger RNA of Neomonachus schauinslandi (Hawaiian monk seal), 1115 nucleotides long. It is a transcript of the gene TAGLN3, whose product is annotated as transgelin 3. Lineage: Eukaryota; Metazoa; Chordata; Mammalia; Carnivora; Phocidae. Gene Ontology annotation, molecular function: protein binding. The record is from RefSeq and is a predicted model, not a curated record.